Molecule: messenger RNA, 510 nt
Organism: Camellia sinensis
Lineage: Eukaryota; Viridiplantae; Streptophyta; Magnoliopsida; Ericales; Theaceae
Source: RefSeq, a predicted model, not a curated record
AUGGAGCAGAGGCUCUGCGAAGCAGCAAUUGAUGGAAAUGUAGAAUCAUUGGAUGAAAUAAUUGGAGCAGACCAGCUUAUUCUGGAUAAAGUAGUGGUAGGAUGCAUCAAUCCAAAUCCACUCCACGUGGCUACUACACUUGGCCGCACACAGUUUGUGCAACGCCUUGUGCAUCUCAAACCAGAGCUUGUUGAAGUUUUAGAUUCGAGAUAUCGGUCUGCCCUUCACUUGGCAACCACUAAGGGCCACUUUGAUAUUGUGCAAGCUUUAGUAAGAGUAAGAGAGGGUCGUCAGAUGUGCCUAGCUCGUGAUCGAGACGGUAAAAAUCCUCUUCAUAUCGCCGCCAUGGAAGGCCAUGGGAGAACCUUGGAAGUGUUGGUUGGGACCAUUCCCCACGCAGCUCGAGUAAGGCUGGACUCAGGCGAGACCAUUUUACAUUUAUGUGUCAAGCACCAGCAGUUAAACACUUUGAGCCUCCUGCUGCAAGAUUCCAGAUCCAGAGUUUGUUAA